CGAUAAACGAACAUAUCACAGGCUCGAUGCGAUUCACUGGCAUGGCCGGAUCUGACACCGUCGACGUGAUCGAGCAGGCCGUCAGUCUCUUCUACUCUACCUUUAAGCAGCACGCCAAUGCCCCGCGCGAGGCUCUGACCAUCGCCGCCGCACCCGGACGCGUGAAUCUAAUCGGCGAACAUACAGACUACAACGACGGCUUCGUGUGUCCAUUGGCACUGGACAAGACGACGGUAGUGGUGGGUAUACGCGCACCCGCCGAGUCUGCGUCCACCACCAAGUUGGCGUCGGCGAGCUUCCCCGACCAGCUGGUCGAGUUCUCGGCCGACAACACGGAGCAACUGGACAAGACGCAGCCAUCGUGGGGCAACUACCCCAAGGGUGUGACGGCUGAAUAUCUUAAGCAUUUGAACCGCAAAGAACCUCUAGGCGUCCACGCGGUCAUUGCAAGUACCGUGCCGUUAGGUAGCGGGCUGAGCAGCUCUGCAGCACUGGAGGUGGGUUUCGCUUCCUUUUUAGAGAGUCUGUUUGAAAUCAGUGAGGUGUCGGCAAUCCAGAAGGCGCUGCUGUGUCAGGCAGCCGAGCACGAGUACUGCAACGUACCGUGCGGCAUCAUGGACCAGUUCAUCUCUUCUUGUGGCAGGAAGGACUGCGCACUGCUGAUUGAUUGCCGAACAAAGGAGCCCACACAUGUGGCGUUCCGGGACCCGGACGUGGUCAUUGUGGUGUGCAACUCGAACGUCAAGCAUGAGCUGAACGGCGGCGAAUACAAGGAGCGCGUCACGCAGUGCCAAGCGGCUGUCAAGACGCUACAGACCCACGGUCACCCGCAGAUGACGCACCUGCGUGACGCUACGAUGGCCGAGCUGGACGCGGUGCACGAGGCUCUGGGUGACGAGGUCGUGUAUCGUCGUGCACGCCACGUGAUCACAGAAAACAAACGUACCGCUGCCGCCGUGGAACACAUCCGAGCGCGUCAAUACGCUGAGGUGGGCCAGCUCAUGUACCAAAGUCAUGAGUCACUCCGUGACGACUACGAAGUGAGCACUCCUGAGCUAGACUACCUGGUGGAGACGGCACGCGGCUGUGAAGGCGUGUUUGGCGCACGUAUGACGGGCGCUGGCUUCGGUGGCUGCAUCAUUGCACUCGUGCACCAGCAGCACGCGCAGAGGCUCAUGGACACGCUGGAUGUUGAUUACCCUGCGGAUAGGUUCAGCUCAGUGCGCUCUAAACCCUCGAGCUUCCUCACGCGCACUGGUGGCGGCGCCCAUGUAGUGCAAGCCGGUGUGUCUAUCACCGCCUCCACAUAA
This is a messenger RNA of Phytophthora infestans T30-4, 1310 nucleotides long. RefSeq names its product galactokinase, putative. The transcript has a single exon. The record is from RefSeq and is a predicted model, not a curated record. Gene Ontology annotation, cellular component: cytosol; cytoplasm. Gene Ontology annotation, molecular function: ATP binding; galactokinase activity. Gene Ontology annotation, biological process: galactose metabolic process; carbohydrate phosphorylation. The coding region runs from base 42 to 1310 and encodes 422 amino acids. NCBI's taxonomy places the organism in Eukaryota, Oomycota, Peronosporomycetes, Peronosporales, Peronosporaceae.